This is a messenger RNA of Salvelinus fontinalis (brook trout), 6650 nucleotides long. Its product is annotated as PH and SEC7 domain-containing protein 2-like. The record is from RefSeq and is a predicted model, not a curated record. Gene Ontology annotation, molecular function: phospholipid binding; protein binding; guanyl-nucleotide exchange factor activity. Gene Ontology annotation, biological process: regulation of ARF protein signal transduction. Bases 3157 to 6411 code for a protein of 1084 amino acids. NCBI's taxonomy places the organism in Eukaryota, Metazoa, Chordata, Actinopteri, Salmoniformes, Salmonidae. The transcript has 13 exons.
CCAAAUCGACAUUUACUAAGAAAAUGGCAAGUGUUACUCUCUGAAAGUAGUUUGAGUUUUUAAUGAUCUCAGGCAUGUUAUUAGUUUUCUGACAGCAGUAGUGUUUAUUAUCUGGUGUUUCUGCACAUUAAUAAUAUAUAUUAACCUUGUUAUCCUGUUGGUAUUGAUGGUUUCGUUCAAGUUUGUGGUUUGAUUUCUCCAUAGUUGUACUUGUCACGUGUGUUGUUGACGAGUCAAUGUGGUUACAGUCAGUUUGGCAUCUCACUCUGAUAGACUGCCUCAACAGCUAGAAAGUCCAAUGCAUAGUGCCUGUCAAUACAAUGGUCCACUGGUAGGGGAUGAUCCACAUAAUCACUGGGACAUCCACAAGUUAAUGUAAUGGUUCAUCAGCUGCACUAAACCUUUGCCAUUGCCUUGUCCCUGUUUAUUAGACCUUAAUUUCCUGAAUUUGGUUAAAAUACGCUCAACAAAAAUAUAAAUGUAACAUGCAACAUUUUUAAAGAUUUUACUGUGUUACAGUUCAUAUAAGGAAGUCAGUAAAUAAAAAUAAAUAAAUUAGGCCCUAAUCUAUGGAUUUCACAUGACUGGGAAUACAUAUAUGCAUCUGUUGGUCAUAGAUACCUUAAAAAAAUGGGACUCACAAUGGGGCCUCAGGAUCUCGUCACGGUAUUUCUGUGCAUUCAAAUUGACAUUGAUAAAAUGCAAUUGUGUUCAUUGUCUGUAGUUUAUGCCUGCCCAUACCAUAACCCACCACCACCAUGUGUCACUCUGUUCACAACGUUGACAUCAGCAAACCGCGUGCCCACAUGAUUCCAUACACGUGGUCUUUGGUUGGAGGUACUGCCAAAUUCUCAAAAAUUAUGUUGGAGGUGGCUUAUGGUAGAGAAAUUAACAUUACAUUUUCUGGCAACAUCUCUGGUGGACAUUCCUGCAGUCAGCAUGCCAUUUGCACCCUCCCCGAAAACUUGAGACAUCUGUGGCAUUGUGUUGUGUGACGAGACGGCACAUUUUAGUGGCCUUUUAUUGCCCCCAGCACAAGGUGCACCUGUGUAAUGAUCAUGCUGUUUAAUCAGCUUCUUGAUAUGCCACACCUGUCAGGUGGAUGGAUGAUCUUGGCAAAGGAGAAAUGCUCACUAACAGGGAUGUAAACAAAUUUGUGCACAAAAUGUGAGAGAAAUGUGUUUUUUGUGCAUAUGGCACAUUUCUGAUAUAUUUUAUUUCAGCUCAUGAAACAUGGGACCAACACUUUACAUGUUGCGUUUCAUAUUAUUGUUCAGUGUAGUAAUGCUGGUAAUUUAAAGGACACAACUGAAAUCUGUGUCUUAUUAACUGUAAGAACCUGAAGACUUAAUCACCAGCAACAUUCAAAUCCAAGGUCAGAGAUUAUUGUUGUUAUUACACCAAACAAUAGAUAGGCCAAUAUUGUGCCUGCAUAAAGGGAACAAUGUUCCACUAAUUAGAUAACUGUAACCUAUGACCUGAAUACCUUCAAAUAUUAUAUCUAAAGAAAGAUGAUGACUGUAAAGUCUUUAUCCAGACUCCAAUGUAAGAGUAAUCUAGUUUGUACAACACACACAUGGACCUUUAUACAAUCUCAGAGAUCUGAAAAUCACAUUCACACAGAUUCAAUGAGGAAGUAUGGGGUGCAAAAAUAAAGUAUUUAUCUAUCAUUGUAAGUUUAUACCGUUCUUUAAUGUUUUUAAGUGGAGCGCCAGCCUAGCACCCUAACAGGAAAUGAGAAGUGAGCACCCACACAGGAAGUGUGGCCAAGCACUGUCCCGGAUGUUGGUUAUGUGAUGUGAGUAGACUAUUGACAAAAAGGCUGAGAGACUGAAAGAGAGAAAUGGAGUGAAAGUUUAAAUAGAGGGAAUAGGAGGUAUAUGAACCCUUUUCCGUGUCAUCCUUCUUUUUAUGACAGUGCAAUUCUGAAGACUAGAGGCUUAGUAUGAGGCUUCACAUGAAUUGUUACAAAAAUGCUGUGUUUAUAUCAGGUAGUGUCCUUGAUAUGGAUCAACAACAUACUACUGUAUAUCUUCACUGAUAUCCUCAGGGUCGGUCCAUGGACCAUGACCUAUACAUGUACAUCAUGGUAGCUCAAGUUGAUGGUUAGCAGUAGACAUGAAUAUUUAGGAUACAGUGAAACCGCUCACACCCCCACCAUCUGGCUCUCACUCUCUAUUUCUCUCCAUCUAUGCUCUCCAACUUCUCUCUCUUUCUGUAAAGGCUGCUCUUCUGUGGUCAGGAAGUAAAUGCGCCUCUGUAAUGUUUCAGCAAAAGUCAUUGCAAAGCACAUCCGCUGUGCCACGCCAAAAGACAGAGAAGUAAACAGGGUUUAUAAAACAACCUCUUCCUUAAAAUAUAUUAACUGGAUAGUGUUUGGUAUACAGAAGUGAAUGGUGAGUGUUGGCUUACAUUUUAAUAUGUUUAAGAGACACUGUUUGUCAUUGAACUGUGCCUAUUCGUGUAUGAUGUGUGAGAGUGACAUGAUUUACCGCUGGUCUAAAUUUUAGGAUGUUGGCUUUCGGUCAAUUGAAAGAGUGUUAAUCUCACACCCUAGUCCAUUUUUUUUUUUUUUUUAUAAUACAAUUUACAAAUUUAAAUUUCACACUGUAAUAUUCUUGAUAUAUGAGUCAGGUAGGCAGUGUUGAGGAGUAGAUUUUAGCCUGCAGAGUAGUAUUUCCUCCUGGAUUUACUGUAACUGUUUAGAUUGGAUUUCAUUUGGCAGAUGACUCAGUUUACCACAUAUGUUUAUUUAUAAACAAGUGCCAGAAUGAUUGAUCUCCUCAAUGUGUACUUAAAGAGAACCCGUCUUUAGCUAAACAUAUUGUCUUACUGAUUUAUUUUCAUUUGAACAUUAGCCCUUUACAAACACUACUUGUUUGACAUUACUGUGGGAAUUUAUGAGCGAGUCACUUGUUAGUUUGAAUGGAUGUAUGUAUGUUUUGCCAUAUUUUAUUGUACAUGAAUGUUCUUGCUUUACGGGCCUCGUGCACAUAACUAGGGCAGCACCGGAAGCUAACCAACCACAUGAGUCAACCAUGACAGCAUCACUUUGACCUAAUUCCAAGAUGGAUGCCCUGCCCAGCACAGGAAGGAACAAGACUAAACUAAGUUGAGACAUAUCUCUCUGAUUAGGACUGAGUGAAGAGAGAGGUUAUGGAGGGGUCUAGGGUGCGCUCUCCUCUCCCAGACCUCAGGGAGCCAGACAGCCAGACAUGGCCCAAUAUGGAUCUCCCACUACAGAGCAGGCCACUGGAGGAGGCUAUUGGGUGGAGAGAGAUGGAGGAGCAAGUGAACCAGAUGGACAGGGAGGAAGAGGAUAACUCUCAUCAGACUGGAAGGACUGAGGAGCCAGAGGAGCACUGGGAUUCCAUGACUUUACCUGUGCACCCCAUGAUCCAUCCCAGUGUCCCUCUGUCCUUUGCCACGGUGCAGUGGGACAUAACCGACCCCUCCCCUGACAUGCCCUACCCCAUGACUGACAACAGCUCAGCCGAUGAGCUGGACUCCAGUGGAGCGGCCAGUCUGGACUGGACUGUGAGUCCCCUGUCCCACCACCACCAGCAGCAGCAACAUCAAACCUGUGUGACAGGAAUCAACAUAGAGCUGUCUGUCCAGGAGAAGACACAUAAUCACAACGGACCGGAGCAACAGCUGCCUUUGGACACAGACCAGAGUGAAAGCUCCCCUCGGGCAUGUGAUACACCACGGCCAUAUGUGGAGGAGCAUGCAGCACACACACAGGAAGUGGAGGCUUCAGCACAAGACCUAUUUGAGGACCAUGGGAGAUGCCCAUGGCCAGAGGAAGGGAUAGGACAGUCUGUGACAGAGGAGACUAUCACACCCUCUGACAUAGAUCCUAGCUCUGUACAGACAGGAGAGUCCGAGACUAGGCCGGAUAGUGAGAGUUUAGGCUCUGUGCCGGGAGAGAAACAGGAACUAGUCCUGACUAUACAGAUCAACCCAGAGCAAGGAUCCAGCUCUACGGACUAUGAGGAGAAGGAGGAGGAGCAGACUGUGACUAAUUUAUCUUAUAAUGGAGAUUGUGACGGGCAGACAGAACAGAUAGGACAGUCAGAGGGGAGGGAACAGUCGAACAGUGAGGAGGAAUCGGAGAUGAUAGAACUCUUAGAGCACCUGCUUGAGCCAGCUGAACAGAAAGAACAGUCAAUAUUCUCAGAGAAGUCUGAACACAGUGGGCAGUCAGAGCCUAACCACACAGAACAGAGUGAAUACGGGAACAAUACCGAGACAACAGAGCAGCCAGAAGAUUCUGAGAAACUUCUAGAGUCUGACCAGGUAGAGCAUUCAAAUCAGUCAGGGAAGGAAGAACAACAAACUGAAGAGGCCCAUUUACAACAUGCAGAACAGUCAGAAGUGACAGACCAGUCAGAACAAUCAAAAGAAUCAGAGCAGACGCAACAGCCAGAACAGACAGAAUGUUUAGAAUCAAAACAGACACAACAUUCUGAGCAAACUAUGCACUCAGAGCAGACAAACUUUUCAGUGCAGGCAGAACCACAAACAGAACCGUCACAGCAGACGGAACACUCUGAAGAUUCUGAGCAGUCAAAACAAUCAAGGGAGAUGGAGCAGACGGAGCAGUCCGAGCAGACGGAACAGUCAGAGCAGACGGAGCAGUCCGAGCAGACAGACAACAAACCAAUACAUUCAAAGCAGUUAGAAGAAUUACUUUUCCUUUGCACAGAGGAGCUUGAACAGACAGAGCAGUCAGACCAGACAGAAGACCAGAAACACUCAGGGGCUGAACAGCCAGCGCAGACUGCACUGACUGAGUCGACAGAAGAGCUUGAGCAGACAGAGCAGGUAGAACAAUUGGAACAGAAAGUUUGUACAGAGGAUUCAUGUUUGCCGCCCAGGGAAGGAAGUGGAGAGCAACUGGAGUCUCAGGUACAGCAGACAAAGGUCUCAGAACCAGUGGUGGUCCAUAUGAAUGGUGGAGGUUUGGACAGGGAGAGGGCCUGCAGGCUGGCUGAAAGACUCUACAGGCUGGACGGGAUCUACAAGACAGAUGUGGUCAAACACCUGGACAAAGACAAUGACUUUAGCCGAGCCGUUGGUGAGGAGUACCUGAAGUUCUUUGACUUCACCGGUCAGAGUCUGGACCAAGGCCUGAGGUCUUUUCUGAGGGUGGUGGUGCUUAUCGGUGAGACCCAGGAAAGAGAGCGGGUGCUGCAGCAUUUCUCCUGUCGAUUCCAGCAAUGCAACCCUCACACCUUCUCCUCUUCCGGAGAAGUACUCACACUCACCUGUUCUGUGAUGCUCCUGAACUCUGAUCUGCAUGGACAGAAUGUGGGCAAACCCAUGUCUGUGUCCAGCUUCGUGUCCAACCUGGAUGGGAUGAAUGAGGGUGAGAACUUCAGUAAGGAGCUGUUGAAGGCUCUCUACAACUCCAUUAAGAAUGAGCCUCUAGAAUGGGCAGUUGAUGAGAAGGAACUGAAGAGCUCCAUGUUGUUGGCGGAGGAUGCUAAAGAGGACGCACCCCUGCGCUCCAAGAGCAACCCGUUCCAAGAUGUGCCGCAUGACAAGAAGGCCACAGUGUUCAAACAGAGCUUCCUCAAACGCAAGGCCCACGCUGACAUCGAUGGCAAACGCACUCCUUGGGGGAAGAGAAGCUGGAAGAUCUUCUAUGGAGUGCUGAAGGGAAUGGUCCUCUACUUACAGAAGGAUGAGUACACGAUGGAGUGGCAGAGUACAGAGGAGGUGGUCAGUGUGCACCAUGCCCUGGCAGAGCAGGCAGCAGACUACACUAAGAGACCACACGUCUUCCGCCUGCAGACCGCUGACUGGAGGGUCUUCCUCUUUCAGGCCUCCUCCACAGCAGAGAUGAUUUCAUGGAUUAGCCGUAUCAACCUGGUGUCAGCCCUACACUCCUCUCCACCCUUCCCUGCUGCCGUGGGCUCUCAGAGGAAGUUCUGCAGACCCAUCCUGCCAGCCUCGCAGUCUGCACACACACUGGAGAGACAGCUACAGUCCCAUGCAGGCAUGCUGGAGUCCUUCCAGGAAGACCUGGCCUACCUGCAGCAGAGUCUCCCUGACGGGCGCAGGGCCAAAGCCAAGGAGAUGGAGGAACACAGAGUCAGAGAGGAGUACCUGCAGCAUGAGAUAUGUCGCUACGAGGCCUACAUCCAGAUGCUGGAGGUCUGGAAGGGUUUGAACCAGUCAACCGAGACUGAGGUGGGAACCAGUGAGCUCAACCUGUUUGACAGAGCUGUGUGUAAGGACACAGUGGAUGAGGAAGGGGAGGAGGGAACCCUGAAGAAGUCCCACUCCAGCCCCUCCUUGGAUCUGGAGAUGGCCUCGCAACCCGUGGUCAAAGUUAAACGCAACAUCUCGGAGAGACGGACCUAUCGCAAGAUCAUCAUACCGAGACGCAACCAGGACAUAUGAGGGCAGGUGUCCAAAAGUGAGACACAUAUAACUCUGACAUGACUUUUCAAUGGCUUUUUUUAGGACAGGGACAGUGUGUUACUUCCAAGCACUGUCCUUUUUAAGUUUUCAUUUUCAGCUUGCACUUAUUCAGCAAGAAGGCAAAGGUCAAUAAAACAGAAUGCCUCCCUUUAGGGAACUUGCUUGAGUCCUUUUGUUUGUUACAUUCUCUCUUCAUAAGAUAAAAGUAUUUUAGUUCA